Molecule: messenger RNA, 1003 nt
Organism: Amblyraja radiata (thorny skate)
Lineage: Eukaryota; Metazoa; Chordata; Chondrichthyes; Rajiformes; Rajidae
Product: bone morphogenetic protein 1-like
Exons: 7
Coding region: 77-1003 (308 amino acids)
Biological process (GO): dorsal/ventral pattern formation; protein processing
Molecular function (GO): zinc ion binding; metalloendopeptidase activity
Source: RefSeq, a predicted model, not a curated record
CGCUCCGGACACCCUCUCUGCCCGGACGCGCACCCCACCUCUCCCGGGAUAGGGAAUCCCCUCUCCCCGCCCCGCGAUGACCCUCCGCCGCCUCCUCGUGUCCCACCUGCUGCUGGAGCUGUGCGGCCGCUCGCUGCCCGUCGCCCCGGGGCCCGGCUCCGAAACCAGCCGCUACCUGGACCCCUGCAAGGCGGUGGCUUUCUGGGGAGAUAUUGCUCUGGAUGAAGAGGAUCUGAAAUAUUUCCAUAGCGAUGGAAGCACAGAUUUGACGGGACAGGGAAUGGACAGGAGCGGCCACACCUCGGGUAGCCCCGUCAUCGGGAGAGAGAAGAGUGGGCAAGCGGGAGCUUCCCGGAGCAGAGUGGAGCGAGCCGCGACCUCGAGGGCAGAACGGAUCUGGCCUGAGGGAGUCAUUCCCUACGUCAUAGGAGGGAACUUCACUGGAACGCAGCGAGCCAUAUUUAAACAAGCCAUGAGGCACUGGGAGAGGUACACCUGCAUCACCUUUGUGGAGCGAUUGGCCGAGGACAGCUUCAUUGUCUUUACCUACCGACCGUGUGGAUGCUGUUCCUACGUGGGCCGGCGCGGGGGGGGGCCACAGGCCAUCUCCAUCGGCAAAAACUGCGACAAGUUUGGCAUCGUGGUGCACGAGCUGGGUCACGUGAUCGGCUUCUGGCAUGAACACACCCGGCCCGACCGGGACGGUCACGUCAACAUCAUCCGGGGCAACAUCCAGCCAGGGCAGGAAUAUAACUUCCUGAAGAUGGAGCCGGCAGAAGUGAACUCCCUGGGAGACAUCUAUGACUUUGACAGCAUCAUGCACUACGCCAGGAACACCUUCUCCAGGGGCGUUUUCUUGGACACCAUCCUCCCACGGAGAGAUGACCAAGGCUUGAGACCAACCAUUGGGCAGAGAGUGAAGCUGAGUGAAGGGGACAUCAGCCAAGCCAAGAAGCUGUACCGUUGCCCAGGUAACCCCUGGCCCUAUACCAUUGCACUUUAA